GCAAAUUUCCUGUGUGGAAGGUCAAGUGUUACUAGAAAUACUUGGUGCUUGGAAUCAUUGUGAUCGUACCUGAACUUUUUUAUUUUAUCUGCUGCGAAGUUUGAAUUCAAUAGGCAUUUAGAUAAUAUGGACGGGAUUUCCUGCCUCACAGAAAAGGAAGACGAAGAAGCUUCCACCUCGUCGAAAGAUUUAGAGAGUUUUCUACCUCACGGCAAGAAGAGAAAGGCCACCGUAAACCCGAAUAGCGAUGCAUUGGAAAGAUUUGUCAAAGAUGUGUCGGAGGUCAGACGACAAUUAGAAGAUAUAUUUCAUGAAAAUGUAAAAUUAAAAAUUAUGUUACAGACCAGCUCUUGUAUAAUGUUAAAAAUUGAACGCGAAAUCGCUGCUUUAAGUAUUGGUGGAAAAGCGCUGGUUACAGAAUCCGAAAUACAUUAAACAGUCGAAAAUUGUUCAACUGCUCAUUAAAUAAAAAGUGUCUCGAGCUCUUCACUCUAUUUAAAUUUUGUAAAAUAUUUCAUUUAAAAUGACCUAAUAAUUUUCAGUAUGUGGCAUGUUUGUUGUAUAUUAUUUACAUAUUUUUAUUUGGAAAUAUUCAUUAAAUAAAUAAUAAUCAAAACUUCAACUAAAGUGAUACAUUGCAAUUGUAAUUGAAAAUUUUCAAUUGUGUAUUUAAUAUACCUGAUAAUUUUGUUUCUCCGAAUGUUUGUAUACAAGCGCGAAGGAUUAAGAUUUUCCAAAUUUUCUGAUCGAAGCACCAAAUUAUUAUGAUUAAUUUAAUUUAUACUUUGUGAAACAGGUGUUUUGGUUUAAGUGUUGUUUUAGAGAGGAAAGAGAAGUUGUUAAACAAUUAUAAUUAUGGAUUUUAUUGAUUUCAGUUAAAAGUAAAUAUAGGAAAUACCCCAGAUGAAUCGGUAUGGAAACAAUCAAAUAGAUAAAUUUAAAACUUAAUAUGUUUAUUUGGUACAAAGUGAAAUAUCGUAUUUACUCGCAUAUAAGAUG
This is a messenger RNA of Centruroides sculpturatus (bark scorpion), 999 nucleotides long. RefSeq lists its product as uncharacterized. The coding region runs from base 127 to 435 and encodes 102 amino acids. The record is from RefSeq and is a predicted model, not a curated record. The transcript has 2 exons. Lineage: Eukaryota; Metazoa; Arthropoda; Arachnida; Scorpiones; Buthidae.